AUGAGCGAAAACGUAGCGUGUGUUUCGGUUGAUGCGGCCAACUCGGACGAAGAGGAGGAUGAUGAUAUUGUUCGCGGCGUCGCCUCAAUGAGCAACCCGGUUAACUGCGCACUCAAUCUCCAUCCUUGCUGGGGGGAUUCCGAAGAGCGCCUCCUCCUUCGCGAGCUGGAUUAUGUCAAGGAGUUCUUAAUCGAAAAUCGCCACGUGCUCUCCUCGGCCUCGCUAACGGUUUCGGGAUCUAACCUGCUUGAGGGCGUCUUUGGGGUUCCCGCCACGGUCUUCCCUUUUUUGAUUCACGCCCGCGAAAGUCUUUCCUUUAUCACCUCAACUUUUGAAUGCAUUGAAAAUCACUACGGUCCGCUAAAGUACGAAAAUUUUGCAACUUUUAUAAAGGAUAUGUUUUAUAUAGAUCGUCCGGAUAUUGUUCGCCAUACACCGCGGAUUUUUCGAACCCUGGACGCAAAGAGGCGUGGAGUAAUUAGUUUUGAAGAGUUUUGCAGCUGGUUUGCAAAGAAGCUGAGCUGCGGUAGCAAUUUAGAUCCAGAUGCGCAUUUAAUAACGAUUUCUAUGACCCUACGCCUUCCAUUGGCGUUGAUACUCAAUCUGAAACCUCUCUGGCAUGGAAGGAAAUGUGCGUUUGAGUCUUUUUUAGAUUGUGAUGUUGAAUAUUGA
Phytomonas sp. Hart1 is the source of this 672-nucleotide messenger RNA. NCBI's taxonomy places the organism in Eukaryota, Euglenozoa, Kinetoplastea, Trypanosomatida, Trypanosomatidae. The record is from the annotation of a GenBank genome assembly.